CUUAAACCGAAAUGAAGUUUGCUUUAUUCAAGUACUUGAUCGUAUUUUACACAUUCUUAACUGUGGCAUUUGCUAUGGGUGAAGGUUAUGAAGAGAUAUCUGCCUGUUUAGAUGAUAGUCUAAGUGAUUAUAACGUAUAUUUUAAUGAUCAACGUCCAGUAACAGUUGAACCUAGAGAAAUUCGUGACUUUGAUGCUGACUUAGACUCCAUAGUUACAGAAUGUAUUAGCUAUUUGAAUCUUACUGCAAUUGUCGGUACUAGGGGCAACAUUCAAUAUAUAAAUUCUCUACAUUCGUAUGAUGAGGAUGAUGAUGUGUAUACUUUCGAUUACCUCAAUGAUGCUCAUUUUUUGCUGUUUAACUGCCAAUCGUAUUAGAUCACCGAUUAGUUAUAUCACACUUAGAAACUUCUACAAUCUCUCUAAAUUACA
Messenger RNA from Scheffersomyces coipomensis, 431 nucleotides. RefSeq lists its product as uncharacterized. NCBI's taxonomy places the organism in Eukaryota, Fungi, Ascomycota, Pichiomycetes, Serinales, Debaryomycetaceae. The coding region runs from base 12 to 377 and encodes 121 amino acids. The transcript has a single exon. The record is from RefSeq and is a predicted model, not a curated record.